Linum tenue is the source of this 1206-nucleotide messenger RNA. NCBI's taxonomy places the organism in Eukaryota, Viridiplantae, Streptophyta, Magnoliopsida, Malpighiales, Linaceae. The record is from the annotation of a GenBank genome assembly.
UUCGAGGCUGUGAUGUUAGGAGCGAUUCUUUUUUGAGGGUGGGGGGUUUCUAUAGCCAGGGGAGAAGCAAUUUGCUAUUGCUUGAAGAAUGUCAAGUUAUAGUGUUGUGGUUGAUCAGAGCGGUGAGUAUCAUGGAUUGGAUUCUGAAAGUGAAGAUGAAGACGUGUUAAUUGAGAAGAUGAUGGAGGCACUCAAUAGAUGGGACUUGGGACUGCCUCAUGAGGUCGAUUCCGACAAUUUGGCACUGCAAUCAGCCACAAACCAGCAGGAGGAUGGCGUUGAUGCCUCGGAUGUGGGUAGUGAGGGUGAUUAUGAUGGGAUGAUACCCCAAUAUGACAGUUUCCCUGAUGAAGAUAAUCAUCUGGGACUGGAUGAAUCCGAAGGGGAAGAGGAUGCCAAAGCUUUCUUUCCGUGCCCUUUUUGCUAUGUGGAUAUUGACGUUCAUGUCCUGUGCACCCAUCUCCAGGAUGAGCACUGCUUCAAUCUGCGAAAUGCUGUGUGCCCCCUCUGUGCAGCAAACCUUGGGAACGAUGUCAUUGGACAUUUCAUAGUGCAACAUGCCAGCUCAUUGAAGAAAAGAAGAAAAGCUCACAGGUCUGGCCCAUGGACUGGUGGAAGCAACUCAGCUGUGUCUGGCAGGGCACUGAGUUCAUUUGGUGGCUCGUCAACAACUAGCAGCAUUGGAAACAUAUCCGAGUUGGCCCCUGAUCUCUCGCCGUUCUUGGGCAGUGUUCCAGAGUUGGACUCAAGGAGCUGGCAGCAGCAACAGCAGGAUUCAUCUGAGAAACCUAGCUCUGGAACUCAUUUGAAAAGCAGUGGAGGCGAGUUGUCCGUCGAUGAUAGGUUGGAUCGUGAAGAGAGAGCUCAGAAGGCUGCGUUCAUUCAGGAAUUGAUUGCAUCGACUAUCUUCUGAUUCCCCCUUCUCCUGAGUCUCCCUGCUGAGGAUUAGGUAUUUAGGAAGCUAGAAAGGUGUGAGCCGGGUGAUACUCGAGGUCGAGUAAUGGGGGAUGAUGGCCAGAAACAUCUAAAAGAUUGGCAGUGAUAUAUCGACAUGUAGCUGUAUCGUUGUUUGUUAUAGCAUAUAUGGCUGAGACUGAUUAAGGACUGUUACCAUUCCAGAAACAGAAACAAUCUUCUUCGAACUUAAAUGCGAAGAAAGCAAUUUAGCAUGAUAUGAUAUUAUUGAUAUCUCUCCUCUUUUGCGCU